CACCAUUUCCUGUCUCCCUUUACAUUGUCAGACUAACACUCUCUUUCACACACUCCUUUCAGAAACAAUUUUCAUAAUGGGGAACUUUGUCGCCAACGAGGGACUUUCAGUCUUUGUUAUUAUGGUGUGGCUGGGGAUCAACGCCUUCCUGUUUGUCCAUUUCUACAUGGCCUUCCUGGUAGAGAGGUGGUAUUACACCAGAGUCCUGCUCGGGCAAGCUUUGCCCUGGGCCAGAGCUCCUGCUGCCUGCCUGAACUUCAACUGCAUGCUCAUCUUGCUGCCAGUCUGCAGAAACCUCCUCUCCUUCCUCCGCGGCACCAUACAGUGCUGCAGCCGCACAGCAGCUCGCCAACUAGAUCGAAACCUAACUUUUCACAAACUGGUGGCUUACAUGAUUGCCUUCCAUACAGCUGUGCACAUUAUUGCACAUCUGUUUAACUUUGAGUUUUUUAUGGACGCCCAGCUCAAUCGCAACACCAGCCUUCUGACCUUUGUUCUGUCAGAAAUUGGUAAUGGGGACAACGCCUCCUUCCUCAACCCUAUCAGAACAAAUGAGACGAAUCCUACCAUUGUCAUGUUCACCACCGUCGCUGGGCUGACAGGUGUGGCCAUCACGUUAGCACUCAUCCUCAUCAUCACUUCAUCUAUGGAGGUCAUCCGCAGGUCAUACUUUGAGGUGUUCUGGUACACGCAUCAUCUCUUCAUCAUCUUCUUCAUUGGACUGGUGUUUCACGGCUAUGCGCGUAUUGUGCGAGGACAGACGGUGGCCAGCCUGGACACAAAUAAACCUCAAAACUGCUCCGACAUGUUUGAAGACUGGGGUAAAAAUGGCUCCAACUGUGCUGUCCCAGAAUUUGCUGGAAACCCACCUGGGACAUGGAAGUGGGUGUUGGGUCCCAUGAUCCUGUAUGUGUGUGAGAGGAUCGUCCGCAUCUACCGAUCCCAUCAAAAAGUGGUCAUUACUAAGGUGGUUAUGCACCCUUCCAAGACACUGGAACUGCAGAUGAAGAGGAAAGGCUUCAGUAUGGAGGUGGGACAGUACGUCUUCAUUCAGUGUCCAUCUGUCUCCAGGCUAGAGUGGCACCCCUUCACUCUGACCUCAGCCCCUGAGGAGGACUACUUCAGUGCUCACAUCCGUAUUGUCGGGGACUGGACUCAGGCGCUGUACGAGGCCUGUGGAGGGGAUAAAAACGAGCCUCAGGAGGCCUGGAAACUGCCCAAGGUGGCCAUAGAUGGCCCGUUUGGUACCGCCAGUGAAGACGUGUUUGGUUAUGAGGUGGUCAUGCUGGUGGGUGCAGGAAUCGGAGUGACUCCCUUUGCCUCCAUCCUCAAAUCUGUGUGGUACAAACGCAUCCAGAACAACCAAGAUGUCUUUACCAAGAAGAUCUACUUCUACUGGCUCUGUCCGGAGACCCAAGCCUUCGAGUGGUUUGCAGACCUGUUGCAGUCCCUGGAAGGCCAGAUGACAGAGAAGAACAUGAUGGGCUUCCUCAGCUACAACAUCUACCUCACCCGCUGGAAGGAGCAGGAGGCGGCUCAUUUCCGUGUUCACCAUGAGGCAGAAAACGAUCCGAUCACCGGACUGAAGCAGAAGACCUUUUACGGGAAACCUAACUGGGACAAUGAGUUUACCAAUAUUACUUCGCAGCACCCUCGAUCUAAAGUUGGUGUGUUCCUGUGCGGUCCGCCUCAGCUGGCAAAAUCUCUGGAGAAACAGUGUAUGUCUCAUUCAGCUGCUGAUGUCAAGUUCAUCUUCAAUAAAGAAAAUUUCUAGGAAAACAAAGAAAAUCAGAAACAGCAGCUGGAUCAUGAUAUACAAAGGGAACUUUCCAAGUAGCUGUUUGAUUAUAAGUUAUCAAGUUUCCUCUGAAAAAAGAACAAAUUUACAUUUGGAACAAGUGGCAGCUCAUCGGUGACGGGAACAAGCUUCUCAUCACGUCUUCACCGCAGACUUCUGCAAAGAUACAGUUGUUACUCAAAAUAAACCCUGUGGCGUUGUCUACAUUACUGUCUUCUCCUUUUUUGUUCCAUCAACAAGUGAAACCGCCACUUUCAGAAUGUUUUUUCUCGUCUUUUUUUUUUUUUUUGUUUCCACCUCAUUGAUUUUCUUUUGUGCCAGAAGUGGAUUCAUCUUCUUAAAAGGGGGUUUCAAUUCCCUAACUGUAUGAGGGAAGAGGUGGGGGCCUUUAAAGCUUUGGCUGCUGCAAACGUUCUCCAUGGACUGAACAAGCUCCGGGAUGCUUUAUGCUUUUGUGCUGCCGUGUUUUUUCUGUGAGAGCAGAAAUGUGGCAAAGACUUUUAUGGCUAGAAAUGUUUUGUUUAGCUUGUUUUGAUGAAAAAAAAAUGGACCAACCAGAAGCAAUCUUCUGCUGUGUGAUUAUCUCCUGAUUUCUCUGAAAAAGUUGUAUAGCUGUUUGAUCCAAUCCAAGAACAGGAAGGAGCAGAAGGCUACCUGCUUGAGUGCUUUCUGGAGAAGGGUCUGUCUGUUUCAGAGGUCUGGGUGGUGUUGCUCUAACGUGAUAAGAAAAGGAGAGCUGUGGCAUAAAUCUGGGUUAUAUGCAUGGUUGGAUCCACUAAUAGAGGCCCUGUCACCUAAAGUUCAUUUUACCAUGUGAGACUGCUUGUUCUCAAAUAAUCAACCACAAAGGUAAACACAUUUAAAAUUGCUCUCAAUCUUUUAAUGAAAAAACUCAAACUCAAUCUCUUGAGUCAAAAAGAUCCUCAAAGGAGACGAGAAAGUAGUUCCACCUUUUUAUUUUCAUAUUUAGCUGAUUACAGUGUUCAAAACUCUUAAACAAAAGGUAUAUUUUCAUGAUAGUUAUUAUACAGUUUGGUUAUUGCUGUUCUUUUUGUCAUUCUUUUCAGACACCAGAUGUCUAUAUUGUUGUCAUACUGUAAGUCAGGGGCAUCAAAGGUAAGCCUGGUCAGCUUUAGUGGAUAGAUGUUGAACUUUAACAGCAUUUUGAUAAGUUCUGUAGUUUUUCCUACUGAUAAUGACUCCCACCACUCAUUGCCAUCCAUACUAUGCCAAAGUACAAAGACAUUUUCUUUGAAUGAAUUUUCUACACGUUUAUCACGUUUUUACUGGUUCAGCCCACUUCACAUCAAAGUGGGAUGUGUGUGGCCCAUGCAGUAAAAUGACUAUAACAUCCCUGCUGUAAUUAUUUUGGAUUCACUGCUUUUUUCUUUUUUAAAUAGUAAAUGAAAAAACUUUUGGAAUCUGCUGAAAAUAUGUCUUAACUCAUAAUGUCUAAUAAAAACUAAACUAAAUUUAAA
This is a messenger RNA of Neolamprologus brichardi, 3276 nucleotides long. RefSeq names its product cytochrome b-245, beta polypeptide (chronic granulomatous disease) (gene cybb). Gene Ontology annotation, molecular function: superoxide-generating NAD(P)H oxidase activity. Gene Ontology annotation, cellular component: NADPH oxidase complex; plasma membrane. Lineage: Eukaryota; Metazoa; Chordata; Actinopteri; Cichliformes; Cichlidae. The record is from RefSeq and is a predicted model, not a curated record. Gene Ontology annotation, biological process: defense response; superoxide anion generation.